UGUGUUCUAUUUGGGGAGAAUUCGACGCGAGUUUUUUUACGUUUUGAAUUUAUUUUUCGAAGAAUACUGCAGGUUGGCCCGUCGGGUUCCGGGAAAAGCACAAUAAUCAGAUUGCUGUUCCGAUUGUUCGACGUAACUGAUGGGCGUAUUCUUUUUGAUGGCCAGGAUGUACGUGAUGUACAGAUGAGAUCAUUGAGGAAGCAUAUUGGAAUCGUUCCGCAGGAUACUGUGCUUUUUAAUGAAACUAUUCGAUACAAUAUACGUUUCGGGAAUCCAUCAGCCGGCGAGGAAGAAAUAAGAAAUGCAGCACGAGCAGCUGAAAUUCAUCAACGCAUCAUAUCGCUGCCGGAUGGUAACGGUGGAGAAAAGCAGCGUGUGGCAAUUGCUCGAACAGUCCUGAAGCAACCUCAGUUUAUUUUACUGGAUGAGGCAACUUCGGCAUUGGAUACAGCAACAGAAAGGGCAAUCCAGAAAUGUUUGACCUCGAUCAGUGAAAGUCGUACAAGUGUUGUUGUGGCACAUCGACUUUCAACAAUUGUUAAUGCAGACAAAAUAUUGGUACUUGACCAUGACACAAUGAACUGCUGGAACUGCGCGGACGAUACUGUGCUAUGUGGGAGGCUCAGAGUGAGGAAGCACAUUAAUUCCAAUCAAAUAAUGUGUAUAUGAAU
Gongylonema pulchrum is the source of this 671-nucleotide messenger RNA. The record is from the annotation of a GenBank genome assembly. Lineage: Eukaryota; Metazoa; Nematoda; Chromadorea; Rhabditida; Gongylonematidae.